This is a messenger RNA of Symbiodinium necroappetens, 881 nucleotides long. The record is from the annotation of a GenBank genome assembly. NCBI's taxonomy places the organism in Eukaryota, Dinophyceae, Suessiales, Symbiodiniaceae.
GCCACAAUCUUCGUUUUUUUGGCGUUCCUGGACAGCAGCACUUGCUGCUACUUCGGUCCACCGCCUUUUUGGCAGCUCUCGGAUUUGGCUGGACGGCCAUGCAGAAACUUCCUAUUGGGGUGGCCACAGGCAUUGUCUACAGCAAUCCGGUGCUCAGUGGGUUGCUGGCCAGCUUCAUCCUUCGUCGUGAGAAGCUGUCGAUGGCCUUUGCUUUCCAGGCAAUUGUGUGCCUCACCGGCACAGCCCUGAUCAUCCCGACAGCAGCGAAGGAAGGCGGAGCGGACGCGGAGUCGAGCGAUUACUUCGUGGGGACUGUGGUAGCAGUCAUAAGUGCCUGCCUUCAUGCAGUGUGUCCGUGCGCUGUGCGCAUGAUGGAGGGCGUCCACCCGCUGGAGAUCCAGCUUUUCCAGGAUGCGUUUGCGACGCUGGCUACUAUUCCACUGUCUGUCAUGGCUGGUGGGCCUGCGGUGGAUGUGGAGGUUUGGAGCCAUGUUCAUUUCUCUUACGUGAUCUACUUCACCGCGGCGGGGUUGACAGCCAGCUUUUUGUUCAUCGCUGGCUGGCGGAUGGCUCCUGUCACGAAGGCAUCACUCUUCACCUACGCGGAGAUUCCUACAUCAUUCCUAGUCCAGGUCUACCUGUUCCAAGACAUCCCCGCAGCGAGACAAGUUUUGGGAGCAUCGAUGAUCGUCAUAGCCACAUGCGUGCGACUCCGCAUGGAAGGCCAUGGGUUCAACGACGACAAGGCUGCAGACGAGUUGGUGCCCGAGGAUCACAAAGACGCGGACGACGUGGAAAACGAGCCCCUCCUGUACCAGGAACGGCGGCCAACAUCACAGUCCAUGAGAAGGCAAUGGCAGGACGUGCUGUAUCUGCCUUGA